Molecule: messenger RNA, 5071 nt
Organism: Osmerus eperlanus (European smelt)
Lineage: Eukaryota; Metazoa; Chordata; Actinopteri; Osmeriformes; Osmeridae
Product: solute carrier family 12 member 6-like
Biological process (GO): chemical synaptic transmission; chloride transmembrane transport; potassium ion import across plasma membrane
Cellular component (GO): plasma membrane
Molecular function (GO): potassium:chloride symporter activity
Source: RefSeq, a predicted model, not a curated record
AGGAACUGAAAGCAUGGGGGCGCGCGCAAUUCCGUUCUUGGAGAAAGUGCCGACAAGAGAAAGGAUGAGAUGAGAGCUCCGCAUAAGGCAUCUUCACUUUUAGAACAGCGCAACCGUAGGAAUCUGAGGCACUGCAUAUGUGUUACCUUACCUUACCUAUACACCUUUGUGUAAUGACCCCAUUUGUCACUGGCAAGACGGCAUUCUCCUAAAGGUUAUCACAUCUUUAAAAGCGGCAUAUGAUAGACAAGACGCAAGCCUAGUUUAACCUGGAAUGUACACAGUAACUACCUGUUAUUAUAAGGCAGUUAGCAAAGCAACAGUUCACGUGUGAGAGUGCAUGUCAACCACCAGCACCAAAACCAGCUCUGUCUGGUUCCUACUCAACUAUAUCCAAGGGAAAACAGUGAAUAUAUAUUUUAAUCUCUACAUAAUCUUUUCUUUAUAUGCAGUUUACUACUCAAGACAGCUAAAGUAAGUGUUUACGAGAAUCACAGUUUAUGUAAAACUGCUAAAUCGAAGACAUCCUAUCGUCAGACCGAUAUCCGACUAUCUUAACCCUCCUGUGAUAAUAGAAACCAGCUAAAUUCAAUGGAUACGUGCAGACCACAGUCUAGCCACCUGCUCACAGCCACCUGAAAGUUAGCUACAUUUAGCAUAAUCUAGCUAGCCAGCCCCCCCUCCAUUCCUCCUAAAACUCCCGGAAUCUCCCCCACCCUCGAGUCGUCAUGGCGUCAGUGCGGUUCACCGUCACGCCCACCAAGGCGGAGGACCUACCAGGGCUCUCGGACACGUCACCUGACAUCAGCUCCCGCUCAAGCGGGCGCGUUCGUUUCGGUUCCCGGGAGAGCGUCCACCGCAGUGACCCAAUCAGCGAUGGCUCAGGGGGCGGUGGGAUGGGCGGGGCUGAGACACCGGACUGCAGCAACACGGAGCAAGGUGAUGGCAAUUCCAAAGUGUCGAGCGUCUACAUCAAUAACACUCACGGGGUGGACGACGAUGAUUUCUACGACAGGAACUUGGCGUUGUUUGAGGAGGAGAUGGACACCAGACCCAAGGUGUCGUCCCUGCUGAGCCGCCUGGCCAACUACACCAACCUCAUGCAGGGAGCCAAGGAGCACGAGGAGGCCGAGGGCAUCGGGGAGAAGAGGAAACCCAGGAAGUCCCCCCAGAUGGGGACCUUCAUGGUGUACCUGCCGUGCCUGCAGAACAUCUUCGGGGUCAUCCUGUUCCUGAGGCUCACCUGGGUGGUGGGCACGGCCGGCGUGCUGCAGGCCCUCUGCAUCGUGUUCAUCUGCUGCUGCUGUACGUUGCUCACUGCUAUAUCAAUGAGUGCCAUCGCCACCAAUGGAGUCGUCCCAGCGGGAGGAUCCUACUUCAUGAUCUCCAGGUCUCUGGGUCCAGAGUUCGGCGGGGCGGUGGGCCUGUGUUUCUACCUGGGCACCACCUUCGCUGGGGCCAUGUACAUCCUAGGAGCCAUCGAGAUCCUGCUGGUGGGAACCCUCAACUCCCUCCUUCCUCACCUCCCUCCUUCCUCACCUCCCUCCAACCUCAGCCCGGCAGGAGAACUCACCCCCUUGCCUUCAGAACCUCAGCCCUGCAGGGUUCCACUCGUCCGCUCAUCUGUUCUCCGUUCUGCAGAGAACCUGUGGAGUUCCUACCUGAGCAAAGGGGAGGUGCUCGAGAAGAGGUCCCUCCCUUCCUCAGGGGCCAGCCACCCGCAGACCAAUCGGCUGCCCUACGUGUUCGCCGACAUCACCACCUCCUUCACCCUAUUGGUGGGCAUCUUCUUCCCUUCGGUCACAGGUAUCAUGGCAGGCUCUAACAGGUCAGGAGAUCUGAGGGAUGCUCAGCGUUCCAUCCAUGGAACCAUCCUGGCCAUCCUCACCACCUCCCUCGUCUACCUCAGCAGUGUGGUUCUGUUUGGAUCCUGCAUCGAGGGAGUCCUGCUCAGAGACAAGUUUGGUGACUCAGUGAAGGGUAAGCUGGUCGUGGGAACUCUCGUGCCCUCCCACUGGGUUAUCGUGAUUGGUUCCUUCUUCUCGACUUGCGGGGCAGGCCUCCAAUCGUUGACGGGCGCUCCCCGCCUCCUGCAGGCCAUCGCCAAGGACAACAUCGUCCCCUUCCUCAGGGUGUUUGGUCAUGGGAAGGCUAAUGGAGAGCCCACCUGGGCCCUGCUGCUGACUGCUCUGAUCGCUGAGCUGGGCAUCCUGAUCGCCUCUCUGGACAUGGUGGCCCCCAUCCUCUCCAUGUUCUUCCUGAUGUGUUAUCUGUUUGUGAACCUGGCCUGUGCCCUGCAGACCCUGCUGAGGACUCCCAACUGGAGACCUCGCUUCUCCUACUACCACUGGUCCUUGUCGUUUCUGGGCAUGAUCAUCUGCCUGGCUCUGAUGUUCAUUUCCUCGUGGUACUACGCUCUCGUUGCCAUGGUGAUCGCUGGCAUGAUCUACAAGUACAUCGAGUACCACGGAGCAGAGAAGGAGUGGGGUGAUGGGAUCCGUGGGCUGUCGCUCAGUGCUGCUCGCUACGCCCUCUUGAGGCUGGAGGAGGGGCCGCCACACACCAAGAACUGGAGGCCCCAGCUGCUGGUGCUGUUGAAGCUGGAUGAGGACGCCCACGUCAAGUCUCCCCGCCUGCUCACGUUCGCCUCCCAGCUGAAGGCCGGGAAGGGCCUGACCAUCGUGGGGACGGUCAUCCCUGGGAACUACCUCCACAGCUACGGGGAGGCCCUGGCUGCAGAGCAGACUCUGAAGCACCUGAUGGAUAAGGAGAAGGUGAAGGGUUUCUGCCAGUGCAUCGUGGCCCAGAAGCCCCGCGAGGGCAUCAGUCACAUGAUCCAGUCCAGCGGCCUGGGAGGCAUGAGGCACAACACGGUGGUGAUGGGCUGGCCCCUGGCCUGGAGGCAGAGCGAGGACCCCCAGUCCUGGAAGACCUUCAUCAACACGGUGAGGGUCACCACGGCGGCCCACAUGGCCCUGCUGGUCCCCAAGAACAUCUCUCUGUUCCCGGGCAGCAGCGAGCCGUGCAGCGAGGGCACCAUCGACGUGUGGUGGAUCGUCCACGACGGGGGCAUGCUCAUGCUGCUGCCCUUCCUGCUGCGCCAGCACAAGGUGUGGCGUAAGUGUGGCAUGCGUAUCUUCACGGUGGCCCAGAUGGAGGACAACUCCAUUCAGAUGAAGAAGGACCUGGCCACCUUCCUGUACCACCUGCGCAUAGAGGCUGAGGUGGAGGUGGUGGAGAUGCAUAACAGUGACAUCAGUGCGUACACGUAUGAGAGGACCCUGAUGAUGGAGCAGCGCUCUCAGAUGCUGAGGCAGAUGAGGCUGUCAAAGUCCGACAGAGAGAAAGAGGCCCAGCUGGUGAAGGACCGUAACUCCAUGCUGCGUCUGACCAGCAUCGGCUCGGACGACGACGAGGACACCGACGCCCCCGGGGGGGGCGCGGCGAAUUCUGAGAAGUCGGGAGGGGGCGGGGAGGGGGGGGGGGCGGGAGGGGGCGGGGGGUCGGUGCCGGAGCACAGGCGGGUCCACAUGACCUGGACUAAGGAGAGGGCACAGCAGUACCGAGCCACGCAGUCUGGCUGCAGCACCCCGGAGGGCUUCAGAGACAUGCUCAGCAUCAGGCCGGAUCACUCCAACGUGCGCCGCAUGCACACGGCCGUCAGGCUGAACGAGGUCAUCGUCAACAAGUCCCAUGAUGCUCGGCUGGUCCUGCUCAACAUGCCGGGGCCUCCCAGGAACGCCGACGGGGACGAGAACUACAUGGAGUUCCUGGAGGUGCUGACGGAGGGCCUGGAACGCGUCCUAUUGGUCAGGGGAGGAGGAAGUGAGGUCAUCACCAUCUACUCCUGAUUGGCCACAACAGCGAAACCAGCUCAUCAACCCAAAUCAGCCAAUAAAGUAAAAAAAAGAAAUGCCAAUGGGGGCGGGGCUAAGGAGUCCCCGAGGUCAGACAGCUUUUAAAGGACUGUCAUUGGCCAGGGCUUGGAUAGAGCCUUCCCCCUACACCUAGCUGUCAGUCAUUAUCUUUAAGGUUUCACCAUUCCACAAAAAAAGACAAGCUACAAAAGCCAACACGAUUCCUCAAAUGAACUAAGUGCAAGAGUGCUCAAGUGUGUGUGUGUGUGUGUGUGUGUGUGUGUGUGUGUGUGUGUGUUCACAUGUCGAAUGUGUACCGUACUGUAGUUGGGUCUUCGGACGAGUGUGGUAUUAAUGAGUGUAUGGACUUUCAUGAUACAGAGGACCAAUGAAUGAACCAUCACCACCACAGUGGAUAGAAUAUUCUGGAACAGAGUGUGUGUUCCACUGAGUGACUCAGGGUUCUAAUUUGUAGAAGUGUUCGAGACUGGAAAAAAGUAAGCUCUCUGCUUUGUGUGUCUGGUUUUCUGUCUUGUCUGGGAAUGACGGUGUGUGUGUGUGUGUAAGGUUAGUUAGGAGAGUGGACACGGUGGCUUCAAGAGUAGAAAACAAACUUGUAGAGAACAGGAAGGUUUGCAUAUCAAGCAGUGCGGAGCGAGUUUCCGAAGAGCGGUUAGUAAACAGUGUUUGCAGAGGGCUUGUUUUACAUUGCACCACCGUUGUUAUAAACACCGUCACACUGCAUGCUAUUGCAACGCUGUAUUUGUGUUGCUUUGUCGUUCGUACGACGUUUUAUCGACGUGUGUGUGAUUGGUUGAUCAUACGAUGGUGCGCUUACACCCUGGGAAGUCACGUGGGAUUCCUGCUAUGCGGUUAUGCUGCUUAUCGGCGUCACCCUAUCCCCUUUUAUUUACAGUGUGUCCUGAUGGUAGCCUUCUAGGCAUUGAUCAGUGGUUUGUGCGUGCGUGCGUGCGUGCGGGACGUGCCUCCUACAACGCUUGUGAACUCGUGCUAAUAGGAGACGAAACAAACUGGAGGUAUUUUAAAUUCCACUCAACUGUCCUUCUCAGUGUUCUGACUUUUGUUUUUAAGGGAAUCUGUUUAUUUCUCCCUAACAGUUUUUGCUUGUACAUAAGUCCUGAGUUUUUUUUUAUUAUAUUAAUAUAAAAAUAUGAAAAAGACUGCUUGAAAAAUGGUAAUAAAACCAAUUUUGA